AUGGAUGUCUCUUGUCCAACCUCUCCUAUUGAUGACGAUGAACAUUUUGAGUUUGUCGACUAUACAGCAGCUUCACAUUGGGAACGUUUUAUAACUACUGUUGAAGAUAUAUUAGUGGGCUGGAGAGUAACAGACGGCCAACUUGGAAUAUUUGACGAUUCGAACUUACCACCUCUUGGUCAUAAAGCAUAUACUAAAACGGUUGGGGGCAUUGAUCCUUUUGUGAAACGAGAAAUAAUUGUUCUUGAGGAUAAAUCAUAUACUUUAUCUUAUCAUUAUCACCCAAUAAAACGCUGGAAUGAAUUUGAUAUAAAUAAUUCACACUCUACAAGCAGUGCUCCUUCACAACAUUUUCCACCUCCACCUACGACAACGCUUUUUCCUCCAAAUCCUGAUCCGUUUUCACCUAGUUCUGAAUUUCUUCCACUCUCUCUUCCAAAUACUUCAUACGACUUUUCAUCGGUAAAUUUAAAUACAAUUCAUCGAUGGACUGGUCUUACUCAUAUUUUGGUUUUGACUCCAACCGAUAUUUUUUCUUCUGGAUCCAUUACAAAAUCUAGUACAAUUGAUCUUAGUACCACAAAAAUUCUUCUUUCAUCUUUUGCUAUUGUAUUUCAUAAUACAAAAUGUAAACUUCCCGUUUUUGUUCCAACUGGUCAAAUUACAAAUUUAUUAUAUGCCGGUUAUAUGUGCUUGUUUAAUAAAGAUGGGUCCAAAAAUAUAGAUUAUGCUAGUGAAGUAGAAAUAAGAUUUAAUACUACUUAUAGUCGGGAAAUCCCAUCUCACUAUUCUCAUUUGGCGGGUUUGACAGAUCUCUUUACCGAGAAAAUGGAUUUAAAUCAAUUACCAUUCGAUCAAGUUGAUGAGCCUAAAUUAGACAAGAUGCCUCAUCUUGGGAUUUCCGUUGCUGGUUUACUCACUUAUGAAUUACAAAAUUGGGAUGAUCAAGAUUGGAAAACUUUUGAUUAUGAUGAUAUUCAACCAGUUUCUCUUAAUAAUUCGAAUGGCAAAAAUGUUUCAUUUGAAGAUGAUUUUUUCAAAGAAUUUGAAGGGCAAAAUGGCAGUAUAUUUAACAAUGGAGAUAAAAAGGAUAUAUCUUAUUCACAAACAUCUGAUGAAUUUGUUUCACCAGUUGUUUCAUUAACAAAUUUACCUUUCGGCCCACCUAAUGAUCCAUUUGUAUCAAUGUCGCUUACCGCAUUUUUUCCUUCUGCACCAAGCAACACAUAUUUAGACAAUGAUGUUUAUUCUGAGAUGGAUGCCAUGAGAGCUUCUAUUUGGUUGUUAAAAUGCAAAUUUCAUCAAGAAAGUAACUUGCAUGGCUUAUUGUCUAGCCUUAUAGAUAGCGCAAUUUCUUCCUGGGUUAUUGAUAGUGGCAUUAGGCACCCAGAAACAAAUAAUGGCAAUCGCAACAGAGAACUAAGAAAAAUACCUAAUCGUGAUUUGCCAGGUAGCUUUAAUGAUUAUGAUUUGUUCGAAACAGCUCGAUAUGUCCGACAAUCUACUGGUGUAAUUGUUGACAUGGAUGAUUCGGAUAUCGAUAAUAUAUUGCAGGCAUUAUUUGAUGUAUCACGAAAGAAAGGGUCUGUUCCAUAUUAUAAUUCUGAAAAAAUCAAGACUUUAAGUGGUAUCUCUCUGUUUUCUGCGGCAACACUAGGCCUUCAUUUUCAUCAUACGAGAACUGUGCCAUAUAAGUCUUUUAUGUGGAAUUUCCUUGAAUAUUUAUUAGAAACGGUUUCUAGAGCAUCCAAUUUCCGAAGUUAUUCUCUUCUAGGAUCAUUGAAAAUAGUUUGGAACGAAGUUCUUAAGCGUAUCCGGUGGCAUUGGGAGCGAAACGAACCGAUACCCGAUAUUAGUAUACAUAAUUGGUCUGAUGAUUCAAAUUCUUCGUCUUCUUAUCGAGAUAAUAAUACUUCUUCAACUACUGACAAUAAAAAUGGACUAUCUUUCGAUAAAAAAGGAAAUACCACCAUUGGAAUUGAUAUGCGAUACAAUCUUGUUCAUCAAAAGUUAUGCAUGAUUAAUUGUUGCAUUGAACGUCUACGACAAUCUCGAAAAAAUAACUUGACAUUAUCUACAAGUCUUAAUUCAUCUAAAGAACGAUUACUCGAAGGUAAUUCUUUUGAGUCAUCAGGAUCCGGAUCUAUAAAACCAAAUAAAUCUGUCAUGGAAUCAAAAAGGACGAGUCCAGAUAAUUUUCUGGUUCGAUUCUUUGAUCACAUUACAGAGGAUGAUGAAAUUAAUAUAGAUCCUUCAGCAUCAAUGGUAGUUGUGAGACCUGAGAAUUCGAAUGGUACUAGCCACACUGAUAUAGUAAGCACAACAACUACGACCACUAAUGGAGGGAAAUAUUCGAAUCAUGUUCAUUCUCCCAGCUUAGAUUUUGAGUCAUUGCCUCAAGAUUAUGAUGGUUCUUCAGAAGAAGAUUUUGUUGAUCCUAUAGACGAGGUCCCAGCCGUUCCUCUAAAAAUUCCCAGGAGUUCGAAUUCUAAUCAAUUUAAUUCACGACGGUUAUCUUCAUUUUCCCAGGGUCGAACUUAUUCAUUCACACCACCGUUAUUUCCUGAUCAAUCAGAUCCAAAUCAAAAUUCAUCCUUAACAGAAUCUUACGUAGAACUUGAUUAUUCAGCAAGUAUGGAAUCAAAUAAAGGAUUUGAUAAAGAAAAACUUACAAUAAACGAAUAUGAAGUUCGUAGAGAGGUAAAUGAUGAAAACGAAAGAGAAGGUCAUUUACGUCCGUUUAAUGGUCUCACCUUGUUAGAAACUGGUGAGCCUUUAUGGGUACCAGAAACUCAGGAAGUUGGUUUCAUGACUGAAGAUAUGCUGAGUGAACAAGAAGAAAUAUUUGAAAAAUUGGGCACGUCAGAAGACGCUGCUAAAUUACGAGCUAAAAUGCAAUCCGCGCAUUUAAUGUCUGAUAUGCAGGCUUUCAAAGCAGCAAACCCUCAUGCAAUAUUGGAAGAUUUUGUUCGAUGGCAUUCUCCACGUGAUUGGAUACCCAAUGAAAGCGAUCCAAAAAAAGGAACUCUUAGCCAACGAAUGUUGGAAGAAGGCAAUUUAUGGCAAGAAUUGUGGAAGAGUGCUCAACGAAUACCCGCGGUUCGUCAAAAUCCAUUAUUUAAAUAUUCAUUGGAAGCAGAAAAGGCACUUCAUUAUUUGGAGCAUUUGCCCGUGAAAGAUUUAUUUAAAAUGCUCUUGCCUGCAAUAUUCCUCAUCGCAUAUGACACAUUAGUAUCUCAUCCUGUCUCUAAAAAUAUUAAACAAGUAGCAUCCGGUUUGGAGAAAUUGACAAAGGAACUAGUUAAAUUUCCAUGGAAUAAUAUAGGAUCAGAGGAUAUAUCAUACGAUGGGGUAAUUCAGCUAAUCCGACAAAAUGAAUUGUUGAUGGGUAAAGCAAUUUCACUCUUGCGAAAGUUACCUAAACAAUAUUCUCUUGUCGAAAAACUUUUGGAGAUGCCAGAAAGUCAAGUUUCUGAUGGUAAAGAACGUGAAAGCGUAUACGAGUUGUUUGCUUCUGGUGCUCCACUUAAUGAUUCAUUUCCGCAACCAACGACGCGAGAAUUUGUUUUGCAAACAACUUGUCUUAGGCCAACGCCAGUACCAGCAAGAAUGUAUGCGCUUUUAAAUAAUAACGGAAUGAGAAUUGUUGAUAUGGUGGGGAAAGAUACUAUUUUCAUGUAG
This is a messenger RNA of Scutellospora calospora, 3681 nucleotides long. The record is from the annotation of a GenBank genome assembly. Lineage: Eukaryota; Fungi; Glomeromycota; Glomeromycetes; Diversisporales; Gigasporaceae.